AUGGCCAGCAGCCAGUUUCCCGUUGCCAUUAUCGGCAUGGCAACGAGGCUACCUGGUGCCCAAACAUGCGACCAGUUUUGGGAACUUUUAAAAAACGGUGGUGACAGUGUGGCAAAAUUUCCAGUAAACAGAGUCCAGGAUAUUGAACAUGCUAUCGCGCCGUUUCGAGGAAAACUGGUCAACGAAGACGAACCCUUCUUCACUGGCUCAUUCUUUCAUUCGGUAGACACGUUUGACGCUAAGCUUUUCCAAAUCAAUCCCAGAGAAGCUCUUUUUAUCGAACCCGAGCAAAGAUUUUUCCUAGAGACAACCUGGGAAGCUAUCGAGGACGCUGGCUACGCGUCGACCAUCCGAGGUUCCAAUACAGGUGUUUAUGUUGGAAACACUGUCAACAAGUACAAAUUCAUCUUGACUGAAAACCAUCCAAGCAUUUCCCAUGGGAAUCACUCCCCUUUCAUUUCAUCUCGUGUUUCGUAUACCCACAACCUACAAGGCCCCGCAAUGAUGGUUGCCACAGGCUGUUCGUCGUCUCUGCUCGCGGUCCACGUCGCCUGCCAGGGCUUGCUUUCUGGAGAUUGCGACAUGGCCAUUGCUGGAGGCAUUACCCUAGAUCUCCUUCCUGUAAGCGCCAAAACAGACAUCUGGAAUCAGCUCGGAAUUACCGGACCGAACGUUAAGUGCCGUGCAUUCGAUGCUUCAGCGAAAGGAAUUGCCAAAGGAGAAGGUUGCGGCGUUGUCAUUCUCAAACCCUUGGCUAAAGCUAAAAUAGACGGUGAUCAUAUCUAUGGAGUCUUAGCAGCCACGACAGCCAACCAAGAUGGUCAUUCGAAUGGAAUUACAGCACCACAUCCGGGAGCUCAAGCCAACAUGUUGCACAGGGCGUGGGAACUAGCAGACAUCAGUCCAGACAAGUUGGGUUAUUUUGAAACGCAUGGAACAGGUACCGAGCUGGGGGAUCCCAUAGAGAUCUCAGGAAUAACCAAAGCGUUCAAGACGUUCGGCUAUAGUUACCGCGAGAAUGACAGAGAAAAUAAGAUCCCAAUCGGCUCAGUGAAAGCUAAUAUUGGACACCUUGCUGACGGAGCGGCUGGGGUUGUGUCUCUGAUAAAGGUCCUGAUGUGUCUACAGAAAGAAAAGAUACCACCUGCCAUUAACUUCACUAAACCUAACCCGCACAUCAACUGGGACACCUCUCCAGUUUACGUAAACACUGUGCUCAAAGAAUGGCCCCCAUCGCAAAAGACUCCCACAAGAUACGCAAGCGUAAGCGCGUUUGGUCUUCUGGGUACGAAUGUCCACGCGGUCGUGCGUGAGUACGACGCGGUUAGUUUCUCCAAAUGUAUGCAUGUUCUGCAAGAGCACUGCCAAGAGAGUCAGCUACUGACACUUGCAGCAAACACCAGGCAUUCACUGGUGUCGUUAGUAGGAAAAUUCGCGAAAUAUUUCCACGAGUCGGAAACAAAAUCGUACCUAAUGCUAAGGAACGUGUGCUACACGUUGAACACUGGCCGUGAACAAAAGAGAUUUAAACACAGAGCGAUUGCAUUUGGAACUACUUGGGAACUCAUGGCCAAAGCCUUGGAAGACCUCCACCUAGAUCUCAAUUCCACUACAUCAGCGAAAGAGACAGAUACUCUGAGAGAUUAUGGUCACUUUGUUAAUUUUGGGAACACCUCAUAUCGGGAUAUCAAAUUGCCAAGCAAUAUCGACAAAUAUGCCAAGCUGUUUUUAGACCUGGAAGACACCUGUUGGAAUAAAUUCUAUGCCGAAAAAAAUGGUCUUAAGAAAGUGUCAUUGCUUCCCAACUACGCCUUUGAGCUCACCAGAUUUUGGCCUGAGGUCGGGAAAACGAUCAAUAGUGGGCUGCUGCAGUUAGAACACAGGCUAACUACGCAAGGUCACUUCGUUCACGACAGUCUCGCAGAUAUGCCAGCGCUCAGUCUCAACGAGGUAAGCAAACUGAACAAGCCUGGAGACAAGUUGGACUGUUCAGCGACGCCAAGCGUAGACGUCAAAAUAGCCAUUCAGAACGCACUAAAUGAAGUCCUCAGCACAGAUUAUGAUUGGAAUGAGAUGUUAGAUGAAAACCUUUUUGCACUUGGCAUGGAUUCCUUGCUCUAUACCCAACUAUCGAUGAAAUUACAGGACAUAGACAAUUGCAAAGUCACUUUGGCGGCUUUCCAUGACAACCCAACAUGUGCUGGCCUCAUAGACCUUGUCGAAAAACACGUGAAUGCUCAAGCAAAACCAAAUGAGUUAACGGAAGAGUCACGAGAAGAGAAACGUACUCUAAGCGAAGAGGAUGUUAAGUCGAUCCUUGGAAGAGCUCUCAAUCACAGUCUGGCUGCAGAUUAUGACUGGCAGGAGCGAGAGAAUGAGAACUUGUUCACACUGGGGUUCGAUUCUCUUACCUGGACCCAAAUGAACAUGAAGUUGGCGAACAUUCUGAAUAUUUCCGAACCGUUGACGAUGCACGAGCUGAGAAAAUUUCCCACGUACAGUUCGCUCUGGAAAAUUAUCUACGAAAAAUUGUGUCCUACAAGUGCAAUCAGAGAAAUCCAGAGCGACGAUCAACCGAAAGAAAAAGCAACAAACGAGAAAUUUUCAAACAAGAAGCAAUGUUCAAGCAACGUUCCACAAGCGAUGUUCCCUCUUUCCUUCUCACAAAAGCGCUUGUGGGUGAUGGAACAGAUAGCGGUUAGCUCGUGUGCCUAUAAUGCAACAAAUUGUCUUCGCAUUACUGGAAACUUCCACUCAGAAGCUUUCAGUGCCGCAGCCAAUACAGUCCUUUCUCGACAUGCCGCUUUCUUCACGACCAUCACGGACACAAAAGAGGGUCCAACACAGACUCACGACUGGAAGCUGGACGCGAAGGUCGAAGAAAUAGACAUGAAACAGUUUGGUUUCCAAGCAGAAGAAAGAGUGACCACUCUUUACAGGGACGAUUACAAAACACGUUUCGAUCUCCGUGCUGGUCGCCCAGUCCGAUGCAAACUCUACUGCCUUCCGAACGAUGUAUUCUAUUUCACUAUGGUCGUUCAUCACAUAGUUUUUGACGGAUGGUCCCACUUUGUGUUUUACAACGAACUCUGGGACUCUUACAAAAAGCUGUGCGAAGGAAAGAAAAUUAAGGAGGAGGUACAACGACCAUUAUACGCAGAGUUUGCCAAAGAGGAACAAGACGGCUCGUUGCACGAGCAGAUGGAAACUCAUGUGACGUACUGGAAAGAGAAACUAGACAGUCCUUUGCCGUUGACUACAUUCCCAGGAGACAAAAGGCGGCCGGCUGUAUUUACUCACCAAGGCAAGAGGAUAACAAGGAUUCUGGAUAAAAGUAUUCUCGAAGCUUUAAGGAACUUCAGCUCCGACAAAUACACGGUAUUCGUAAAGCUCUUGUCAGUUGUCUAUGCUUUGUUGCACCAGUACACCGGCGACAGAGAUUUAAUCAUUGGUACUCCAGUUGCAGGGCGAAACGACCUGAGAUUCAAACACGUUAUCGGAUGCUUUGUCAACACCCUUGCGCUAAGAGUACAGCUUUCCGAUGCCUGUACCUUUUCCGAUAUCCUCGAGGAGGUUUCUGCAAUCUUCCUGGAAGCGUUCGACCAUCAAAUAGCACCAUUCGACCAUGUUGUUAGCCAGCUGAACCUACCUCGAGAUACAAGCAUCACACCUGUCUUCAGCGUCAACGUUUGUUACCAUAACACUGAAAUAAAAGCCGAGCAUACCAGCCCACCAAGUGAGAUCACUGUCGAGAGGAAACUACAGCAUAACGAAACAACCAAGUGGGACAUGCAGUUUGACUUCCUUCAAGAACCAGAAGGCACGAGAUUCACCCUCGAGUACUACAGCGACCUGUUCUCUGAUCUGUACGCCGAAACGGUUGUCGAUAAUUUCAUCUGGUUGUUGGAAUCCUGUUGUGAAAACAGCAAUACUCCUCUGAUGCAACUUGGAAAUUUGAAAGGCACGGGGCAAAAGGAAACUCAAGGCGUUUCAAUUUUGCGCGGGCCGUUUCGCAAAAACGAAAAAUCCCUUCCUGUGUUAAUUAUGGAAAGCCUCCAAACACACGCCGAAAGCACCGCAAUCAUUGAAGCCAAUGAACUGCAAAUUACUUAUAAGAAAUUACUGGAGCGUGCACUGAAGUGUUCGUUUUUUCUGCGAGAGGUCUGCAAGUUACCAAAACAGUCAAGAGUUGGGUUGCUUCUCGAGAAUUCUGUCGAAACAAUCGAAUAUAUUCUAGCAUCCUUGCUCUCCGGUCUUGUCUAUGUUCCUAUGGAUCCAAGCAGCCCGAAGCCACGACUGGAACAUGUCUGCAAGGAGGCUGAGAUCAAAGCUAUAAUCUUCGGGAAAUUACAUAUCGGAAUUGCCAACGACCUUCACUGGGCUUGUUCUUUUGUUCAGUCGAUAAUCUGCGUUGAUUCACAGGACCUUCUCGCAAUUCAAGAUGUCGUCGAAAAUUCCCCUUUAAUGGAUGCUGAUCUAUGGAAUUGUGUGGCAAAAACAGCGAAAAACGACAUCGAAAGCGGAGGAUGGAAAAGUUCGUACAAUGGAGAGCAUAUGAGUGUCGAAGAGAUGGAGGAAUACGCCGAAAACAUUUUGACCAAACUGAAAGACCACCUUAAACCCACAACCCGGGUACUGGAGAUUGGUUGUGCCUCAGGGCUCACCGUUCAGAAACUCAGUCCAAGGGUUGGUGAGUAUGUCGCCACGGACCUCUCCGAGAUUAUGACGAAACGACUUGAAGCGGAACUACGAAAGAAAGUCGUGACAAAUGUUGAGGUGCUUUGCAUUCCGGCCGACAGAGUAGAGCGCAAGCUACGUGGGAGAAAAUUUGACGUGAUCGUCAUGAACAGUGUGGUCCAUUGUUUCCCAGGUCAUAACUACCUACGCGCAGUCCUUAAGGAUUGUGAAAGACUGCUCGACAAAGGUGGCGUCCUUUUCCUGGGUGACGUUAUGGAUCUUGACCUAAAAGAAAAGCUUGUGAUGUCUCUGAAGUCUUUUAAGAAGGCCCACCCGGAAUGCAGAGUAAAGACCGACUGGCGAAACGAACUGUUCCUAUCGAGAGCAUUUAUGCAGCACUUGUGUGACUCCUCGAAUGUUCUGAAGUCCGUAAUGACGUCGAGGAAACAUUACACAGUAGCUAACGAACUUACCGAGUUUCGAUUUGACGCAUUAUUCACCACCACAAGUGAGUGCCAACCGUCUGGCAAGCAAGCAUUAGAAAAACAGGUCUUUGCGUUACGAGAUGUGACCCAAGCUUUGGAGAACAAACACAGCGAUACCGUACAACAAGUUGUCUCUGAGUGGUCACGUGACAUUCAGCUUGAAGAUGAGGCGUACGUGCUGUACACUUCCGGUACUACAGGGACUCCAAAAGGAGUCAUCAUCGGCCAUGAAGCACUGGUGAACUACGUCACAUGGGCAACCAAGGCAUAUCAAUUCGAUUCCAGUACUUUAACGCCAUUUUUUGCGCCGCUGACAUUUGAUUUUACUGUAACAAGUAUAUUUCCACCUCUACUGGGAGGGAGCAUUAUUAGAGUCUUUAACCCUUUUCAAGACUCGUACCAGUCUCUUGCUACUUCAACCGAGAUCACGACUGCAAAGUACUCGCCUCUUCAACUUGACACAAUCCUCUCCAAUAGUACCCAACCCCUCAGCGCCUCCACCUUUAUCUUGGGCGGCGAAGAGUUGACUUCUGCCCUGCUUCAGAAAUUAAAGACGAAUAAAAGAGAUUGUCCAUUUGUGGUCUGGAACGAGUAUGGGCCAACAGAAGCCACAGUUGGCUGUGUCGUCCGAUGCUUGACGAGCGACGAACUACCUACCAAAGAAUACCAACACAUUCCAAUUGGCAAGCCAAUUGACAACGUCACGGUCGCUGUCUUAAGAAAUCAGAGAGAUCCUGUUCCCCAGGGCGCAAAAGGCCACCUGGCUAUUGGUGGAAAAUGCUUGUGCUUGGACUUCGCCGGAAGUGGAGUGUCCAGAGAUGCAAAACGAACCAAGUCUUUUAGAGCUUCGUGUUGGGGCAGACCUGGUGAACUAAUGCUGCUGACUGAAGAUAUCGUUGAACUCAUGCCAUUGUCUGGUGAGCUGGUUUGCUUUGGUAGGGAUCGCGACUCUCACACAACAAAAAUUAACGGAAUAAGGGUGGAUUUGAUGGAAGUACAACGCAUUAUAGAGGCCGAUCCCGCUGUCAUCAGUGCAUGGGCGUGCACCUUCACACACAAGAAACAUACGCUGUUGGGAGCUGCUGUGAAACUAGAAGACUUUAAGCAAGGAAAGUGCGGUGACUUGACAUGGAAACAACACUUAGUGUCGUCACUGGCAGAUGUGCUUCCCAUUCGAUCCAUUCCCCAAGUUUUCGUCCAGCUUUCCGCAGCUCCGACCAACAAGAAUGGAAAAAAAGACGUGGAUUUUUUGCAGAAGUUGUUCCUAGCCGAAAUGAUCGCUGAAAAAGUAAGUCCUGGCAAGGUUUCGACUUCAUCCAAUUCGUACCAGGGUCUUCUGCAAACUGCAAAGCUUCAACGAAUAUGGCAAAGCAUUUUACCGGUCGAUUACCUACCCAAGCCUGAAGACGAUUUCUUUUUCGACUUGUCAGGCGACUCCUUGCAGGCCAUACACUUGGUGAGGAAGAUGCGAGAAGAAGGAUUCCAAGUGUCAGUCACGGAUGUUUUCCAGAAUCCAAGCAUUCAGAAAUUGACACCGAUCCUUAAAAAAAGAGAAGGAGAAAGGAUCCGCGUGGAGGUUUCAUCAAAAGGAGAACAAAACCCAUUUCGCCCGACGCCAAUAAUUGAAGAAUUUUUCGAAAGACAUCCGCCCUUGAAACAACCAGACCGCUUCUCGUUGUCGGCAGUGUUAAACUUUCACGACGAAAUCUCGACCAAAAUCUUAGAAAUGGCGCUCAAAAGUGUCAUAAAAAAACAUGGCUCGUUACGUUCUCGUUUUGGUGUAAAAGAAGGACGAGUUUUCCAGCAGCUCGUUCCAAUUGAGCUCAAUAAACUGACGGUGAAGGUAUUGGAAAUUGAAAAGAGCGAAGAUCACCUUGCUGACGAGCCGAUGUUUAUUGAACUAUGCGACAGACUGGAACAGAGUCAUUCACUCGCGAACGGUCAUCUCGUUAAUGCUGCAGUUGUAAACGUGAGCGAAAAAGGAGUUCCAGAAACACGCGAACACUUCGUGCUUCUUGUAGUACAUCACGUUGCGUUGGACAUCGUCUCCUGGCAACAAUUACUGGAAGAUCUUGCCAGCGCAUUAAGAAAGCUUAGUGAAGACGACACGAAAGAACCAGAGCUGAAAAAGUGUGAAGUCACAUUCCAAACUUACUGCAAAGCGCUUCAAGCCGAAGCCGAGAGAGCAUUCAUCGACGAGAUUGAUUACUGGAGGGGUAUAGAAGAAGAAUACAGGAAAUCGGGUCGGCUCAUUGAAGAAGACAAGCAAAGCAAUUUCCGCACAGCUAAGUGGGUCAGCGAAGCAAUAGAUGCCUCACUGAUACGGUCAACAUCAAGUGAACUUGAAUGCUCCGAAGAAAAUAUACUUUUGACGUCCUUUGGAAGAGCCUUAGUUGCUAUCCACGGCCAGGACAAGACUGGUAUAUGCCUCGAAAGCCAUGGUAGGCAACUGACAACUGUGGAUUCAACCGAUACUGUAGGCUGGCUCACUAGCUUCUUCCCAGUCAUUCUCCACACGCCGCUGUCAGGAGAUCUUGUUAGCCAAGCAAAAGAUCUGGGACAGAAGAUGAGCAUGAUCCCCAACCAUGGCCUAGGCUUUGGUGUGUUGAAAUCAAAACAAGCGCUAAGAAUGCCACUCCCAAAAAUCAUGUUUGUGUAUCAAGGUUCGAUGGACGCGUCGACUAAGGAAACGUUUGAUGGUGGCCGUUUCAGCUUCAAUCACAUACCUUGGAUUGAAGUAAUGUUGAACGAGCUGAAGGAAGGACGGUUCCAUCGGCAUCCUGAAGAAUUCCUUGAGUAUGACUUGGAAAUUAUUGCGUGGGUACACGGAGGGAAACUCAAGUUUGGUUGUCUUUUUGAUGGCAGUGUCGUCAACGAAGAAGUCAUCAGAGAUCUGAUCAAGCAAGCCCAACUUAAUGUCAUUGCUAUGGCUGGAAAAGCCAAGACCAAACCCAAAGAAAUCAGCGUGGAAAUUAUCCCAGGUUUUAAUAUUGCUCCAGAGUGUCUGAAGGCCAUGACAGAUGCUCUAGCCCACCAUGCCACGAUCCCAAAUCAAGUCCGCGUUCAACCUCCCGAACAAAUGUUACAGGUCCUUUGUACUCCACAUCCAACAAUUACCCAGUCCUCAGCUGACGUAGCCUUGAUAAUUCCCAGACCAAAGAACACUGCCCAAGGGAAGGACCUAAUGAAUGCAUGUAGCCAAUCAAACAGUCGUGUUGCAACCAGCAAAUCGGUCGUCCUGGUAAACACAGAAAACUUGCCAAACACCUCAAAGCUCCCUACGCCAUUACUUGCAGAUCAAGUGAGUUUGGAAAUCAGCCCUGAAAACCUCUCAAGUUUCUAUGACGAUCGUUCAGAUACUGAAUACAACAUGCCGCUGACCAGAGCUGGAUACUGGCAUCUUGGAGUAACCAUGGCAAGGGCGGUGCGAGCAUGCGCAUGGGGCUCCACGUACAAAGUAAUUGCAGUUGACGCAGAUUAUACGCUAUGGGAUGGAGAGUGUGCAGAAGGAUCCGUUCGUUUUAACGAAGGGAACUAUGAGCUUCACGAGUUCCUGCUGAAGAAGAAGGCAGAAGGUAUGUUGUUGGUUAUUCUGAGUAAGAACAGCCAAGCAGACGUGGAGAGUGUGUUCGAGCUGCAGAAGAACGACAUGAAGCUAAAGAAAAAUGAUUUCACCGUCAUCGUCGCCAACUGGGAACCGAAGUCGAAGACUAUCAGACAUGUAUCGAAUUUGCUUAAUCUUGGCAUCGAUAGCUUUGUGUUUGUAGAUGAUAAUCCAGUGGAGUGCGAGAAGAUGGUUCGGUGCUGCCCAGAAGUACUCACCCUUCAACUUCCGUCGUUAGUGGAGCUCGUGGCUCCUUUGGUACAAAACCUGUGGGCAUUAGACCGCGUGCAGGUGAGCUCAGAUGCCUCAAAACGAACCGAAAUGUACCGAAGUGAGCUGGCAAGACAAGUCGAAUUACAAGGUUUGUCUUUGUAAUUAGUAAUACUAUUACAACAUAUGCAAGUUUUCCAAACUCGAACUUGCUUUGUCAAAGUUGAAAAAGUGCUAAGCCCACAGAUUUUGGAUAGUAAUAGAAACAUUUUUCUAAUUUAAUUUGUUUGCUCUUUCUUUAUUUCUUUCUCUCUUUAGGAGUGCAACUGGACGCAAAGAAGGACAAGAUAAUUUUAAACGAGCUGCUCUUGAGUUGGGAAAUGAAAUUGGAGAUCUGCAAGACGUGCGUCCCAUCCUUAAGAAGCGUCAAAAAGUUGUAUACAAGAACCAAAGAGUUACUCCAAAGAACGAACCAGUUUAAAAUGAACGAUCUGAACAAUGAUUUGAUCGAGUCAAGCAACAACGAUAUUGUUUGGUUGGUGUCUCUCAAAGACAAACAUGGUGCCUACGGGAUAGUAAGUGUCCUCUUACUGAAGAGUACAUCAGAUUUUAUCUUGGUUACUCAGUGGGUUGUGAGUUGCAGAGCUCUUGGCAGAGGUGUUGAAGGAAGAAUUCUUAAAGAAAUCCACAAGGAAGCUAUGGCGUUAGGCAAGGGAAAUCAUGUGAAUUUUGCAAUCAACAAAACAGAAAGAAACACCCCAGCCCUGGAGUUUCUGGAUACCGUCGGCAUUGAGACAUCCGCUGUGUCUGCAUCUCAGCUAAAUAUUGUCUGCAGUGACAGUUUGAACCUAGAACCGUUCGCUGAACCAUUGCAUGACCUCAAAGAGGUCUCUGACUUGAGCCUUUUCUUCAACGACGGAUGCAGAGAGCGAGAUGUGACUCAUCAAGAACCUGAUAUGGAAUCAAUACUGAAUUCCAACCAUGCACGAGCUUCCAGCAGUACCUCAAUUCGAACAACAAAUGUUGAUAAAAGUUUUGGCAAACCACCGUCACUAAACGAAACUUCUAACGAAUCGAGCUCAGGCAUUGCGUUAGAAAAGCUAAACGAAUGGAUUGAGACGAACUGGAGCCAGUCCCUGAAACACCAGGCUCUUUAUCACCACGUUUUCCCGCUUAUAACCAAUCCAAGAACUACAGUGGUAUCUGCAUCAAAAGGCCAAGAGGCGCACACCGCUGAAAAAGAAAUGGCUCUUAGAUCAUCGUGGAUGGAAGUGUUGCAAAACGACAAAGCACCCGAAGACUCCGACACGUUUGUUCAAAGUGGUGGCAACUCCUUUAGUGCAGUCUACCUCGUGUCGAUGCUUCGACGAUUGUGUGCAAUCGAGAUCUCGAUAGUUGACGUGCUUCAGAAUCACACAUACGGCGAGAUAAAGAACAUUGUCAAAGAAGCAUGUCCGGUAAAUAAAGAACCCUCAUAUAUUUCGCGACCGGAACAUGAGCGUCAUGUCCCCCUGACUUCUGCCCAGAAACGAAUGGUCCUGAUGCAAGAAACAAGCCUCGGAUCUGCUGCGUACGUUGAAACACUAGCAUACCGAACAAAUUUAUCAACAGACCCAAAAGAAAUAAUUUCUGCAUUGGUCCAAAAACAUCCAAUCCUGAAAUCCAAGAUUACCAUGAACAAAGAAACUCUGGAGUACUCAAGGUCUACCGAAACCGAGAUAAAGAUUGAUAUCACAUCGGAAGUAGUCCACAGUCCAAAAGUCUCUGAGGCUUUUUUGAAGAAGACGACGCCCGUAAUACAAAUAACAGAUUCCAGCCUUUUCAAAGCUCGGUUCAUCACAGCCAAGGAAGAAAACAUACUGGCGUUGCAUGUCCAUCACGUGAUAGUGGAUGAUGUCACGCUUACUAAUAUAUCUAGUGACUUUGAACAACUGAUACACAGUGGUAUUGGGGAUAAUGAAAGUUCGUCAAUUUGCAGUGAAGAUUACGCAAAUUACGUAAAGCAAGAAGAGUCGUAUCUGAUUAGCGAGAAAUGCAAAGAUGACGAGGAAUUCUGGAAGCAAAAGUUUGAAAGCCUACUACCAGAUUCGAACCUGGCUCUUCGUCCGAUAGCAGACUCAAAUAGCUUCGCGACAAGAGUCUUCCCAGCAAAACAUUUCAUUCGAGCCCUCUCAGUACAAUCCGCUGAUGAAAUAGCGGACUAUUGUUGCAUGCGUGGCCUAACUGAGUUCCAGUACUUUCUGUCCUGCGCGGCCUUGGUGCUUCAACGCUACCUUGGAGUCGGAGAGAUUACUCUAGCAAUCCCUGUGACGACUCGAAUGGAAAACCACGAGAAAACAGACGGCUUGUUUGUGAAUACCGUCCUUUUCACGAUCUCAGUCGACCACUCGUUCACAUUGAAAGAACACAUGCAAACUGUGGCCACCCAAUGGCUGAAAGCAUUACGCCAUUCCAACUACCCUCUAGACCAAGUUACCAAAAUGUUGUGGAAAACCCAAGGUAAGAACUCCAAUUCUUUCUGCUCAGUUAUGUUUAAUUACGCCAUUCGUAGCCAAAAAACGGAUGAAUUAAGUGUGUUCGCGAAGGAUGCCAAGAUGCCGCUUAGCCUGGACGUAGUGAAAGACCAAGAAUCAAACCAAAGUACAAUUGUUGCUGAAUGGGCAGACCAACUCAUUGACGAUGGCAUUGUUGAACGAUUGCUCGAAAGUAUUAUUCAACUAUGUGUCACAGCUUACAAAGAGGAAGAAAACAGUAUUAACCAGGUCCAGGUCUUGUCUAUCCAAGAACACAAUCUCCUGCAAUCAUUUACCACCACUCCCACUAACUCAACAACAGAUAAGUCUUAUCCAGUCCAUUUGACAUUCGAGGAAUUUGCCAGAAAGACUCCGCACGCCACAGCUGUUGCCAUCCAUGAACGUCGUUUGUCGUAUUGUACACUCGAUGAACUUUCUUCGACAAUUGCCAACGCCCUCUUGGAUGAACUAGGGAAAGAUGUAAUAAAGAACAGUCCGGUUGUGAUAGUCGCAAACAAAGACGAGUACUUGAUUGCCGCUAUUCUUGGUGUCUGGAAAUCUGGUGGCCAUUUCUUGCCCGUCGCCACCACCAAUCAGAGCAGUUUGAAAAACGUCCUAGGAAGAAAUAAGCCAGCAGCAAUUCUGACAAAUCUCCCACCUGAAUCUAUAAUACUUAACGAAGAGGAGCGUCAAAGGAGUCCCUUGCUCGUGAUAGAGGAUCUGACAAAACAUUCUAAACACAAAUACAACGAAUCCCAAGUCAAAGUAACAACAAAAGACCUUGCUUAUAUAAUUCAGACCUCAGGUUCCACAGGUACCCCAAAACAAUGCAAAAUCUCACACAGAAGCCUGCGCAUUAUUUCCAAUGCCUGGAAGGAUCAGUACGCAAUGACAGAAUUCAAGGUCAAUGUUCUGCAGUGGGCACCGAUAUCGUUCGACGUCUUUGUUGGAGAUGUCGUAAGAGCAUUGGUAUGCGUUUGCUUUUGUUUCAGUUGCUAUAAUUACUAUGACAGUCACCUCGAUAUCAUAAAUAUCAUUGUUACCAUCCUCAUCAUCAAUCAUAUCAUCAACGCUGUUAUCCUCUUAAAUUUCAUUGUUACCAUCCUCAUCAUCAAUCAUUAUAUCAUCAACGCUGUUAUCUUCUUAAAUUUCAUUGUUACCAUCCUCAUCAUCAAUCAUUAUAUCAUCAACGCUGUUAUCCUCUUAAAUUUCAUUGUUACCAUCCUCAUCAUCAAUCAUUAUAUCAUCAACGCUGUUAUCCUCUUAAAUUUCAUUGUUACCAUCCUCAUCAUCAAUCAUUAUAUCAUCAACGCUGAUAACCUUAUCCUAUGAUUAUCACCACUACAACCACCAUCACCUUCAUUACAAUUACUGAUGUCGUCUUUAUCAUUAGCAAUAUUGUAAUCAUCACUGAUUUUACUAUCCUUAACGCUCCUCCCUAUCCUUAACGGCUCAUUCCCAUCCUGUUCGCUCAUUUCCAUCCGUAUCGUCACUCACCUAUCCACAUCGUCUCAUCCUACCCUCAACGUAUCUUUCCUACCUCAUUGCCUCACCCUACCCUCGAAAAUUUAACUUUAUUUUCGUUUAUGUUUUUAAACAUUCUUUUAAUUCAGAAAAAUUCUGAGAAUAUCAUUCUCAAUGCAUUUCAGAUAUGUGCACCGGGGCAGCUGACAAUCUGUCCAGACAAACGCAGAUUAGACAUCCCCUACAUACUACAGCUCAUCGAAAACCACCACAUCACCAUGAUCGAGGUAACGCCAUUGUUUGGCCAGCAGCUCGUCACGAACGCCAAUCAAGAUAGUUUCAGUUCCAUAAAAGUCUUUAUUUUCGGCUCAGAUGUGCUACAAAGACACGUCUAUCACACAAUCAAAGGCAAGCUCAGGAAAGAUCAAAGAGUUCUGAACAGCUAUGGUAUGACAGAAGCUACGAUCGAUUCUGCUUUCUUCGAGGGAGACAUUCUUCCUACCACAAGAAGUGACACAGUUCCGAUAGGUAAACCACUGCCGGGGGUAGGGCUUCAUGUCCUAGAUUCAACAACACUCUUGCCAUGUCCGGUCGGUACCAUUGGAGAGCUGUACAUAAGCGGCGAGGUUUUGGCGUCAGGCGACGUGGACCUGUUACCAAUCUCCCACCUCCCUUGCCACGCCUUAAAGACGGGUGAUGCUGCUUGCUGGUUGCCCUCGGGCGAUAUAGAGCUCAUGGGACGAAUGGACAACAUGGUAAAACUACGCGGAUUCCGGAUUAGCACGACAGAGAUCGAGAACAAGAUUGUAGAAACAAUAGACCACGUGACACAAGCUUGUGUUGUUAUCCUACAAAAUGAACACGACACAGGAACAGAAUUCUUGUGUGCAUUCCUGGUGACUGAUCAACUUGACAGUGUGGAGAUCACGAUAGACAGAAACCUCGUCUGUAGUAAACUCAAGGGUGGACUACCUUACUAUAUGUGGCCGGACAUCGUUCACACCCUUCCAGAAAUUCCCCUCUCCAGCAAUGGCAAAGUGAAUCACAAAGCUCUUCCCAAAGUUUCCAAGCUGUUGGAAAGCACAAUAGAAGCGUCAGCACUACAAGCAUCCAGCGUUGAGUCGUCAACAACAUCAACUUUGAAAGGGUUAUUUGCUGAGGCUCUUGGCUUAUCGGAUGCGGGACAAAUCGACCCAACGUUGACAUUCAUGGAACAAGGCGCUCACUCCUUGAUUCUAGUAAAGUUCUCAACAUUGAUCAGUCAGAAGACGUCGUUCAGUGUCACAAUCGCUGAUAUAUUUUCUUACCCGACAAUCAGCAUGCUCGAGGAGUUUAUCACACAAGAAGCACAAAGUGACAAUGAAGUGAGCACACAACCCCUAGGUGUGACUAUGGUUCUUCCUUUUACCAAUGACAAUGUCAAGGACAUCGCAGUAACUGGAAUUGCUCUCCGACUUCCUGGAAACAUCAUGACGCUCCCUCAGCUCUGGGAAGUCCUAGAAAGCGGACGUAAUAUCAUGGGUGACUUUUCCGAAAGGCGCAGAAAAGAUAUCUUGAACUGUGUGUCGUUAGAAGAUGAGCAAACCUUGUUGGAGGCCGAAACAUUCCAAGGCGCGUUUCUAGAUAGAAUCGAUGAAUUUGACAACAAAUUCUUCAAGAUCCCACCGGGGGAGGCAAAAUUCAUGUCGCCGGAGCAGCGCAUGUUCCUUCAAGUGGCUACAGAAGCUUUGGCCGAAAGCGAACCCCUCUCGAAAAUUCAUGGUUCAAAGACUGGCGUCUUCGUAGGCUCUUCGGAAAUCGGAUACUCCCGACUGCAACACCCAGAUGAGGCAACGUGUAUUUCUGGACUCCUUCCCGGCAUGAUUGCGUCCCGUGUUGCUUACCAAUGGGACUUUAAAGGCCCGACAAUGCUUGUAGAUACAGCAUGUUCGUCCUCGCUGAUUGCCCUGAAAGAAGCCUGCGAAUCGAUAAAAAGAGGGGAAUGUGACGGAGCUCUCGUAGGCGGUGUAAGUUUGGUGAUGUAUCCAUCAAGGAGUGGCGUUUAUGGAAAAAACAGUAUUCUAUCCGAGGACUUCAGAUGCAAAGCAUUUGAUAAGGAUGCUACUGGCACAGCAGUGGGUGAAGGAGUAUUGUGUUUGUAUGUAGAGCCAUUGGAAACGGCCUCGGCAAAAGGGAAACCAAUUUACGGCGUCGUAAAGAGUGUAGAAUCAAACAGCGUUGGCCGUGGAAACGGGAUCACUGCGCCUUCGGCGAGUUCUCAGCGCAACGUAAUACUGAGCGCCUUAAACAGUGCAAGAGUACAACCUUCCGAGGUCACAUAUAUCGAGGGCCACGGAACAGGAACAAAACUCGGUGACAGAAUAGAACUGUCUGCCCUCCGAUCUGUUUUCGACAAUUCUCGACAAACCGAAACCAACUUGGCAAUUGGUUCAGUGAAGAGCGUCUUCGGUCAUCUUGAUUCAGCAGCGGGUAUGCUGGGUGUUUUUAAAACGUUGGCCUCACUUAACGCGAAGAAGAUUCCACCAACAGCUCAUUUUAAAACACCACACCCAGAAAUCGCAAACUCUCGGCUGGAAGUUUCAACUGAAACUGUGGAAUGGCAUCCAAGUAGCAGCACAUAUUCUAGAAUCGCAGGAGUGAGCUCCUUUGGAUUGACUGGCACGAACUGCCACGCCAUCAUUGCUGAAGCACCAAACACAGACAGAGACAACCUAGAAGAAACCAUUGGUCAACGCGGCUACCAUUUACUUGUCGCUGGCUCAAGUUUGGACCAACUCACACAACAGCUGCUCCUACACAAGAUACAUACCAAACGAUCCAUCUUGAAAUCAGGAAUCAGUACCAUUGCUGGACUGUGUCUCACCGUAGCUAGGCGUCUAAAAGAGAUCACCAAACUUAACACCAACAUGAAAUUGCGACUUGUUAUCAGUGCUCAUAAUCCAACUCAGAUGCUCGAAGUGCUCGAAAUCUGCGAAAAUGUUGCUGAUUUAAGUGCUAUGAAACAGCUGGCCAGAUUACGUAGGGACAUCGAGUUCUGCUGUCCACAACAUGACGAAAUCAAGACGUCCGCGUUUCCAGACGUUGCUUCCUUUUUGCAACACGGCACAAUCAACGUCGAUGGAUUGUUUUAUGGCGAGUCCCAGACCAUCCAGCCUUCACCAGAAGUUACUCUAGUUAUUUACAACCAAAGUAGACAUUGGUUAGAUCCAUUAGAAAAAAUUGAAGGCAGCACCUUUCGCAUGAAUGUUGUUGAAUUACUGGGGACAAAGUUGAGAGAAACACGAGAACUGAUCAGAAAUUUGCCUUUGAGACCGGCUGACGAUCUUCAAGAAAAGCUUGAUAGCUUCUGUUCCGCAAUUAUCAUUAAGCUGUUCCUGAGUACAUCCUUAAACGACUACCUGAUGAAUGGCAACGAGAUUACUUUCAACCACGCUUUUUCCCUUUCCAAGAUGAUGCCAAAAUACGAGAAACUCUUCUUCGUGAUGAUAAGAGAGCUAUGGCGAAACAAUUUGCUUGAAGCAAUAGGCACGGACGAAACCAUUCACAGUUUGGACUCGUUCGUGUUUAAAUGCAGUCAUCAUUUGGAUGUGGAAGCUAGUGUUAUCGCAGAGCACGCCAUAAAGAUGUACCCAUCGUGGGCCGAUUGUUUUCGCUUCCCACUCUACUGCUCACAACAUCUGGAGAAAGUCGUGAGAGGAAACAUGAGCCCGCUGUCGGUCAUCUACCCUCGAGGGGACCUCAAUUUUAUGUUUCAGUUUGACAAGCUUGGUGACUUAACGGGUGAUGUUUACUAUAACAUGUACAUGCAGCUCAUAGCUUCUUACGCCAAACAGCUUUCUCGUCUGGGAAAACAUGUAAGAAUCUUAGAGGUUGGUGCAGGAGUAGGGCACGUCACCCGACAGAUACUUCCAAAGCUCAAGGACAUUCCAAAAAUAGAGUACUGGUUUACUGAUCUCGGUAAAGCUUUUGUGGACCACGCGAGGACAACGUUUUCCGAUUAUCUACACAUGAUGAAGUUUUCCACUUUUGAUAUCACCAAAAGUGCACCCAAACAAGGUCUCUUCGGCUCCUUUGAUAUUAUCGUCUCCUACAAUGUCAUCCAUACAACGCAAAGCAUCGUGGAGUCUCUGCUUAACCUAAAAUCCUGCCUCGGUGAUGAUGGGAAACUUUUUAUCAUCGAGAGUGCGAAAAACGAGACCUGGGCAACACUCGCCUGGGGCAUUCUGGAUGGCUGGUGGUAUUUCAAGGACUACGACUUGCGACCGUUCGAGCCCAUGCUGGAACCGGAAAAAUGGGAACAAGUUUUGAAAAGCGCAGGAUUUCAGUCCGUGGUCACAUGUCCAAGCCAAAGUGACGAAAGAGAGCAUGUGGAGAAGUUCCUGUUCCUAUGCAGUGAAAAACCGGCAUCCGAUUCUAAGAAAAGUUUGGACCUUGUUUCUUGUCUUGGAUGGUGGAAGACAGAUAUUGAUAGGUUAGUGAUAGGCAAAUAACAUAUCGUAUAUCAAUGGUGGGUAACUGAGUGACAAAGUCAAGUGCCUUCGUACUUACUGUAAAGUCAAAUAGACAGAUGGAUAGAUAGAAAUUUUUAUUUUGGCACGCUAACUACGUCAACAAACAACUGAUUUCCACAAGGGACGUGUGUUCAUACUCAUUACAAAUGACGUUAAACGUGCUUUUAUAAGAUUACAUGCUUUUAUAAGAUCACAUGUGCACAGAGCGACAAGCUUUAUUUGUUUUAUUAAAUAAGAUUAGUAUAAUUACAUAGGUGAUUAUUGAAAAUUCUCCACGCUGAUUGGUUGCCGAUGAGGUGAUUAUUACGCGAUAAUCACCUAAGCGAUUUUCAAAAUGGCGGCCGAAGCCUUUUUGACAAUUAAAUGACGAAAAAAUGUGUAUUUUCUUAUUUUUCCCAAAUAAUCACCUAUGAAAUUAUACCAAAACAAUUAUUCACCUCAGGCUCGGUGAUCAUCGUGAAUAAAAACCUCGACUUCGUCUCGGUUUUUAUUCACCGAUAAUCACCUCGCCUUCGGCGAAUAAUUGUUAAAUAAAAAACAAGCUAAAAGUUGAAUAGUUUUGUACAUUCGCCAUUCCUAAUUUCUGUUACAUCAUUCCUGGUCUACGAACUCUUAAGCCUAAAAAUACCCAGCCAAGGAAAGCGCGCACAUACACAUUAAUAACACAUAAAAAAAUUUUUAGUUUUGUUUGUGGAAACACCACGUAAAUUUAUUACUACACAAACAUAAAUAAUAAUAAUAAAGUAAUAAAUAAAUAAUAAAUUAAUAAAUUGUUGCAGUAAUAAAUUUACGUGGUGUUUCCACAAACAAAACUAUUAUAUUUUAUCGCCAUGCAAACAUACAAAGAACUUAAAAAAAAAUUUACAAGUAAUAGAACAAAUAAAUUUAUAUAUAGCUUUAAGAAACGCAUUUUAACGAAUUUAAGAAACGCAUUAACAAUGGUGAAUGUUUAUACUAGUUUGAUUAUUGUUUCAUAAUCACAGAUUUGGUCCGGUGAAGAAACUGGAUGAGCUCCAAAAUGAAUUCAGGAGUGACGACGACAGCAACAAAAAUGCCGCUCAUGAGCUCAAGGUGCUGGUAGGGGAGCAGAAUGUGUACGAAGAACUGAAGAAAAUCUGGUCUGAUCUACUUGGAGAGGAUAACAUCCAUCCCGAACAUGAUUUUAAUUCUCUGGGAGGAGAAUCUUUGUUGGCUAUACAGAUGAUGAACUUGGUGAAAAAGAGAAUCGGAUUCCAACUGGAAAUUGCAGAUACAUUUGGGUAUCCUACCUUGGGUGCAUUGGCCCGCUUCAUCACAAAUGAAUUGCAUAUCGAUACUAAAGAGGAGGCUGGUUUUCAUUCGGGUAGUCCUCUUGUCUCUGAAGUAUCGCUAAAAGGAGAAGGAACUCUGUUAAUGUUUCCGGGGCAGGGCUCUCAGAAAGUUGGAAUGUGCGUUACGUUGAAAGACAGCAAGGAAGCAAGGGAGGUCUUUCAAUUGGCAGAAGAAGUACUAGGAUACAGCAUUCUAGAUAUUAUUCUAGGAGAUGAAGUCACCCUGAAACAAAAAUUAAAGUCGACCGAAUUUGUCCAAGUCGCUCUCUUUGUUGGUUGUCUUGCAAAAAUUGAACAGUUGAAGGUAAGUAAAACUACUAAAGGCUAUGUAAGCCUGCUAUCUCAUGCAAAGAAGACGUGUUAAAAGUAUCUUAAAACGAGUACAACCUAUUUCAUGAUUGCGGAGGUUUCUUUCACCUGAAAAAUAUGCCGAGACAGAACGGCUGUUGUGGGACGAAAAAUCAGGUUGGACCAUGCAAACACCGCGGAAAAACGUCUGCGCAUGCGUCAACCUUACCUGUAAUAGUAUUGCGAACUUGAUGAGAAGCUGUUCCGAACGUUUCCGAAGGCUCAAAAUGGCGGUAAAAAGGAGUGACUUCAUUGUGCGUCUUUACAGCCAGAUUUCGAGCGCGAAAAUAAACAUAUCAUUCUAAAAACUAGGAAUAAAUACAGCCAGAAGGUUCAAGAAAUUGUAUUGUACAAGAACAUGAACUAAAGGUGAUUGUUGACAAAUUUAUCGUCUGAAACAUUUUGCUUAUCAACUAAGCAACGACAAUUUUCGAAUUUUCGUUUGAGAUACAUUUCUUUAAAAAAAAACUAUGUCGCCAAAUAUAAAAAAUUUUCGUGUUCACAAUAAUUAAACUAUAGGAUUUAUUCUACAAUUUGAGUGGGUUAAGAAGCUUAACUUUUCGAGAGUUUUCUUAACUUUUUAGUUUGAAUUUUUGUUUUGAAUAAUUUUGCAAAAAUUUUCGAAGUCGUGUCCGUUAAAAUCAACAAUUUUUACAUGAAUUAUAUUUCAUUCCAUACUUUAAAUGCCAGGACGCUUUCAAUUAAUGUCUAGUCUACCCAUUUGCUAUAUUUUCUCGUUUGUUUUACUAAUUUUUGACCAAUUAAUAAGCAUGUUUUUGUUUUAGAAAUUGAUAUUCAAAUUACCCGCCAUAUUUUCAUAAUUUGGUGCAUGCGCAGACGUUUUUCCGCGGUGUUGGACCAUGCACAUUUUGUCGUCUUUAGUGUGGUUAAGCAUGCGCAAUGUGUCUAUUUACGUCCCACAAGAAAAAGAGCAAGUAUUUUAAAUAAAUUGGCUGAGUGCAAGCAGCCAAGUAUGACUGGUUUACCUAGCUCAUCGAUAGGAAUAAACCUGGAUCGCGCAUUUCAGUCAGUCCAGCAGUCAACUUUUGGAGGCACUCACCGCCAUCUUGUUACUCCAGCUUCAGUGUUCUGGUAGCUAGAUGUAAUCACUGAUCUAUACUAUACAUAGUUCAGUUGAAGUAUAAAUCAAAUAUGAAAAGCCGCUAUAUUGCCGCCAUCUUGGUACUCUAAAUUCGUCAUUUCCGAUGGCUUCACCUGGUUUCACCGGAUGCGCGAUCCAGGUUUAUUCAUAUCGAUGAUCCAGCUAUUCCCCAUGGUGGAGUGUGAGGUCUGAGGUACGGCUGAUGUUCUCUUUCCCGACUGGAGGCGUGCAGCGUUUAUCUAGUUGGCAAGGGGAUGUGGGAUAUUUAUCUAGAUACCUUCUUAGGAGGGCUAGCAUAUCUAGAUACAGCCCUGCUUAAGAGGGCCUUAUUCCCUAAGAAGGGCCGUAUCUAGAUAAAGCCGUCCUUGGAAAUCUCGUUCCCCCGAGCUUGUGUUCCCUUUGUCCUGUGGUGGGAACAAUAGGCUCUGGGAUAAUCCAUAUAAGAGAGAUCUCCUAACACCCAGGUCGAUCAGUUUAUCAAUAAGAAUAUUAUAGCCGAUUCGAUCGAAGGCUUUCGAGAAGUCCAAGAAGCAUCGCACUACGAGGAACGAAAAAGUAUUUAUGAUUUAUUCAAAUUUAUAUACACAAAACUAAAAAAAUAUUUUAGUAUAAAAUACAUUACAUCUGCAAUGCAUGCGCAAUUAUGACCCCACCAGGUUUUUCUGGUUCCGGUUUAUGGAUUAUCCCACAGCCGUAUAAUUUUAGUUUAAUUUAGUAUAAUUUAUAGCUUUAAGUUUUACAGCGUUUACGCGCUGUUCAAUCUUCAUUUAUAUUGUUACGUUUGGCAGAAACUUUGCUGUGAUGUAUUAGUAAAACAUUUGAACGUUUUAUAAAGCCAUUUUUCUGGCGAAAGUUUUCGUUUUUGUUUUGCUCUAAUGUGUUUUUGAAACUCGCCGUGUCGCUCUGUAUUUAGCAGGUUCAAAUUGCCAAAUAAAUUGUUAAAUAGACAUAAAAAGCCUUUUCUUACCUUCAAAUAAUGUAUUUUCGUAUUUUACUGCCUCUUUUGUUUUGUUAUGAAUGGCAUUUGCUUUCCUCUAAAUUUCUGCAUUGAAAUUUGUGUAAAUCAACUUUCCGCCAUGUUUUGAGUAAAAGCCCCCUAUUUAUUAUUAAGAGGCAAUUUUUUUCAAUGUCACGUAUUUGCAAUGAAAAGUGUUCAAAACCUAAAAUCUUUUUGGCGUUCCUCUCAAAAUUACUUUGUUUUAGCUUUGUUCUCUAGUUUAUAGAACAUAAAAUAGUACAUAAGUACAUAAAAUAAUAGUUAAAAAUUGUCAAUUAAAAUACAAUUAUCAAAGAUGCUUUAAAAUUGACGCCAUGUUUACAGCCAUAUAAGCAAAACUUACUGAACUUCAGACAUUAUUUUCUCUUUGGCGUAUCAUCUAAAAUCUCUUUUUUUUUAGCAUUAUUUUACAGAUAAAGCACUAAACAUACUUUUUAAGUUUGUUUGCCGAUUGAGAAACGUAUCGAAAAAUAAAAAUUUUGAAUUUAGUCAUAACCUCAAGUGGUAUAUUAUACGCAUUAGUUUUGAGCGCGUGUUACGUAACAUACAAAAAAAUCUCCUCUUACAUGUAAAAGUUACUGAGUUAACUUUCGCUUUGAAGCUGCAGUAUCUAUGCGUGAAUUUGGCUCUUCGGCUUUAAUAGUACCUCAGUAACACAAUCUUGCUGAUGUGAUCCCUGACAUAAACCAAGGUAUGACUCGAAACUGUUCUACACACUCAUCUGAAAGUAGGGGUUCUACAGGUCUCACGCCCUUCUCUAUAUUACAUCAUAGACAUAGCACGCAUGUCCUCGUUUUUGAGGGAAGUGUAAACGCCUGAGCAGGCGUCUUGUUGUUAAAUAGAAUGUGAAAAAAAUAACAUCGGUAAAAUCAUUCCGGCCCUAAGCCAUCACCACCGUCCUCCAGUCAGAACUCCGAAACCAAUGAAUAUGUUGCCACUAAAAGCUUAAAAAUAGUCAGAAUUCAGAUAAAAGGAAAUUCAUUUUUUGUUUAUUUUGUAUCUGUUAUAGGCUGAGAAACCCGAAAUUUUGGCAAACGUAACGCACGUCGCCGGUCUUAGCGUUGGAGAGUUCGCUGCCCUUGUUUAUGCGGGGGUCAUCAACUUUCACGACGCUCUGCAUAUCGUUUCCGAAAGAGGAAAAGCUAUGGAGAACAUUGUGAGGGAAACUCCAACUGGGAUGGUUAGCGUUUUUGGACCGAAAUGCGAACAGUUGGAAACUUUCUUGCAGGAGAACUACCCUGCAAUGAUGAUCACAACAUACCUGGCAGAUAAUCAACACACUGUCGGCGGGAAAGAUCAGGAGUGCGAUGCCUUUGUUGAAUCUCUUUCACGGGAGUACCAAGAGAAGAUGGAUGUCAUUGAUGUAAGAAAGCUUCGCGUAGCUGGUGCAUUCCAUUCUCCUUACAUGGACCAAGCAUCCGAAGGAGUCAACAAAAUGAUAAUGCGCACUGCGUUCACUGAGCCAACAGUACCGAUUGUCAUGAACGUCAAUGGUGAUAUAGUAGCUGAUCCAUUGGAAAUGAAAAAGUUGCUCUGUCGGCAAUUGACAGCUGCAGUUAAGUGGAAGCAAUCGGUUCUUACAGCAUAUGAGCUCGGCGUGCGUAGUUUCAUCGAGGUUGCACCAGCAAGAGUACUGUCCUCCAUUGUGAAGAAUCGAAUUAAACAUUGCCAACAUUGUCAUGUGGAGUACAUUCAGCUCUAGAGAUACAAGAACCACAAUGAUUAAACACAAUUAAGAACUAUUUGCACUAUUUCGCACAUAUAUACCUGCACAAACGGUAAGCCUACUCUGGGGCAGUAACUCGCCUUAAGGUAAUUCCGCAGUUUUGCAUUGCGCACUUUUACUGCGCACAUCUUAUAACUUAUAAUUUCAUCCAUUAUACGUACCGCGUACCGUUUAAAAAAAAAAUCAUUUUGUGACAAUUUUAUGUUACUUCAAAACAUCUUUGGUUACAUUCGUGCAAAGAAUUACGUUAAAAUCAAUGUCUUCAAAAAAGGCAUACAAAAGUGUAGCUAGGGUUCCUGUGUCUGUAGUAUAUUUAUUUACUUGUAUUUCACGUUUUAAUGCCACAAUUCCCUAAAAAGAUCGGUGACCCUGUUUUUUAACUGAUAAUUUAUUUCUUUAAUGCAUCUUACAUUUCAUAUCCGAAAUUAAAAGAAAAUUUAUUUCUGGAUCUUGAAAAAAGUCCUUCAUCAAUGCAUGUUCUCAAAGAAAGAUAUGUAAAAAAAUGUGGAAAAGACAUUUGUGGAUCAGAAUUCAAUUGUGAACGUUAGUAGUUUCAUUUUGCUCAAAACAAUAUUUUUUCAAAAAUAAUUACAAGAUAGGUUUACUAAAGCAAAAUCCGCGCUAAAAACGUCAAUAAUAUCGGGCUGUUGUGAUUUUGCUGUUACUCGUAAUGAGCGUCAAGAUGGCGCCAUAUUGGGGUAAAGGUGAUAUAUUGUGAUUGUCAUAUCUUCUUAACGAGUUCGGUGACCCCAACUUUUUUGUGUGAUUUUACUUUAAGUAUAUCAUAAACUCCAUGCCUGAGAAGUUUCAGCACAUUCUCAUUUUGGGAACAAUUGCCGUCCGGCUUUUCCUUAAACGGCCGCGAGUUAAGGCGAUUUAAGAAAAAAUUUAAAAUUUAGGGAAUGCAAUGUCUGAUUUAUAUUUAGACUAAAUGUGAAAAACCCCCAAAAUAAACCAGUUUAGGUCAAGUGAUUUCAGGCGAGUUACCGUCCCAUGCAGAGUAGGCCUACCGGUGCAUAAUUAUUACUAUGGAAAGUGGAAAUAUUGCUUUAAUAAUAUUCUUAGACUUCUUAGCCUGCGUGGCAGGCGGUAUAAUAUACUGCACAAUUGCAAAUCUUGCUAAUUAUUAAUAAAGGUGAUUUUAACAUAGUUUAUGGAAAACAAACAUGGUUUGGAAGCUUAACAAACGCCAUUGUUCUCAGUGAUGGGGACGAGUCCUCCAGUUGUUUAAAAACUAAUUUUGAAAUUUUGCUAAAUCUGAUGUGAAAAACCUUUUUUUUGGGGGGGGGGAUGAUGAUUCUAGCAGCAGUUUCGAUCAAAGAAUUACGG
Molecule: messenger RNA, 24276 nt
Organism: Paramuricea clavata
Lineage: Eukaryota; Metazoa; Cnidaria; Anthozoa; Malacalcyonacea; Plexauridae
Source: the annotation of a GenBank genome assembly